GAAGGAUAAAGGACGAAGCUGGAGCCACGAACUGCUAUAAGAAGCGGCUUCCAUCGCCUGAAUGCACGAGUCGCGUCAGCAACGUCGAACUGAAAACAACGCGACUUUUGGCCCGGAAAAGUGAAAAGCCAAAAGGCGAAGCGCAAACGACGAAAUAUCACGCAUACGCCGCGUUGAACCGAAAAGAAUUGCAAGUGAAGUGAUAUGAAAAGAAACUAAGGGCAAAAAGAGUUUACGCCUUGGCUCGUUAGUGGAGUUUUUGCCUUUUUGGGCAGUUUACGAGCGGCUCAGCAUAAAUUGCUGGUUCCACAUAAUCCACAUCACUGCCACCACCUCCGCCUCCGUUGCCCAUUUCCCAUUCGCACGAGCGUAAUGAGGCAAUGAGACGCGGGGCAGCCGGAAAAGCAACAGCGGGAAACUCAGCCGAGGAGCCAUGACAUUUGGAGUCAGCCGGAGUCUGGAGCUUUGGCCUCUGCCCGAGUGAAGAGACCCCCCGCCCCUCAGCCCCCGCAAACCCCCAGCGAUGCUGCGCGAUAUCUUUCUGUAUUUAGUUCUAAUCGUUUUAUUUUGCUUCAUUUUCAUGGCGCAGUUAAUCGUCAACGUUUACGCCUUCCAACGCCAGCCGUCGCCCCACAAAGCGGAGCGCAAUGAAAUUAUAUUUGUCUAGAAAGGAGACAAGCUCUCAAGACAAAAGGCACCGCGAAUAAUGCUUGUCGAACAAUGAAAACUCAUUCUAAUGAAGUAACUAACGAAUAUAUAAAAGUAUUAAAUAUAUCUAAGCAAAAUAUAACGCAUAAAGCAUACUUGUGUAGAGACUGUGUCAGCCAUUAGCUCCAUAUUCGUUUUUACAACGAAAUAGACUCAGUAAGUAAGAGUUAACUUGUUUAAUGGGCAUUUAAGUAAAUGAUAGCAAGAUAUCAUCUUUUCUUACGGUGCACCCUUGAGGGUGGAAAAGAGGGAGGAAAAGAGGGCAGGAAAAUGAAGACGCUACAAAAGCAAAGGCUACAAGUCAAGUCGCGGCGGUUUCCAUUUAAUAAGAAAAGGAACUCAACUAGGUUCAACUCUCAGAUGAGUGAGAAAAGUGGGAAAAAGCGCAGGGAAUAGGCGGGAAAUCCAGUGGAAAUCCAGGG
Drosophila santomea is the source of this 1130-nucleotide messenger RNA. RefSeq lists its product as uncharacterized. The record is from RefSeq and is a predicted model, not a curated record. NCBI's taxonomy places the organism in Eukaryota, Metazoa, Arthropoda, Insecta, Diptera, Drosophilidae. The transcript is spliced from 2 exons. Bases 524 to 667 code for a protein of 47 amino acids.